AUGGAUACUUUGACCCUCCUUAUCGAGGAAUAUGCCGGCGACCGUGGUGCACUGUCACCCAUCCCUUUCGAGCACAUGCUUUCUUUCUAUCUACAGCCGGAACGUGUCGGGGAAGCUUCCUCUGUGGACGCAGCCUGGGUUGUGUGGAAGAAAGCUGCUCAGGUCAAUAUUUCUCUGCGUCCGCCACUCAUUACCACACUUCUGGUGGCUGUUCGUGAUUUACCCGCGCCAUCCGAUACCACAGAGAUGGCAGCCGCCGAACGGAAAGUGAAGAUGUUCAUGGAAAUCAUUGACACCAACGCUCGUCUUGCCUCUCACCCGGUCCCUGUGCAGCAUAUCUCGAUAGUCAUUCAUAGCCUUUUCACUUUGAUGCAUCUCAGUCCGGAACACAUUGGAUGGAUGAUCAAGGGGCUUGUUCAGACGCUCAGAGAAACUAAACUCUUGAACUACCACCUGUACGCCAUUCUCAUACAGGGAUAUGUAAAAGACAGCGGAGAUUAUACGAAGGGAUUCGAUCUACUAAAGGACAUGGCAGAUGAUGGUCUCGACCCUAGUCACCCCCAAAUAUACAAGGCUCUUCUCUGGAGUUUUCAGUGGGAUGAUAGAGUUCCGUGGAAGACCAUUGGAGAGUGCUGGGCCGUUCUUGAAGAACGCCGAGAAGGCCUUGUAGACGUGAAGGACUUUCUUGCUCUUCGCACGGCAGUGUUCAAAAAGGCAGACUCCGAGCACAUACUGCCAAGGGUUCUUAGCCGGAUUCGUCAGGCGUAUAAGAAGGCUUCAGGUCCGAUACCCGAAUGGAUCCCUGAAUGGGAGAAUAAACUCGCUGAGAAAGCAAACGAGGACGUGGAGCACGCACUGCGAAAGUAUCUUGGACGGAUUCGUAAGGCGUAUGAGAAGCCUAACUCGGGUAAGAUACCCGAGUGGAUUACUGAAUGGGAAAAGAGACUCGCUGAGAAAGAAAGCGAGGACGUGAAAUUGUCCGGGUCGUCCAAAGAUGUUGCAGCUGAUCAUGAUCAGGCUUCGGUUCACGCGCAGCAACAAUCGCAAGAUGCGAAUGCUGAUGAAACGCCGAAAACAAUAGUUCAGUGA
This is a messenger RNA of Saitoella complicata NRRL Y-17804, 1089 nucleotides long. RefSeq lists its product as uncharacterized. The record is from RefSeq and is a predicted model, not a curated record. The transcript has a single exon. The coding region runs from base 1 to 1089 and encodes 362 amino acids. NCBI's taxonomy places the organism in Eukaryota, Fungi, Ascomycota, Saitoellomycetes, Saitoellales, Saitoellaceae.